GAGUUGCGCGGUGAAGUUCGGCUUCCUGAGCCGCGGCGGGCGUGGCCGCGUUAGGCUGCGAGCCAGGCCGGGGCAGCCGUGGGCCGUGUUUGGGGUGCUGGGGUUCGGUUGUUGCAGUCGCGAUGUUCUUCUCCGAGGCCAGAGCCAGGUCGCGGACGUGGGAAGCCAGUCCCUCGGAACACAGGAUGUGGGUGGAAGUAUUUAAGGCAUGUGAUGAAGAUCACAAAGGAUAUCUCAGCAGAGAGGACUUUAAAAUUGCUGUUGUAAUGCUGUUUGGGUACAAGCCCUCCAAGAUAGAAGUGGAUUCUGUGAUGUCUUCAGUAAAUCCAAAUACUUCUGGUAUAUUACUCGAGGGGUUUUUAAAUAUUGUCAGGAAAAAGAAGGAAGCUCAACGGUAUCGGAAUGAAGUAAGACACAUCUUCACAGCCUUUGACACAUACUAUCGUGGAUUUUUAACUUUGGAAGAUUUCAAAAAAGCAUUUAGGCAGGUGGCUCCCAAGUUACCGGAAAGGACUGUUCUUGAAGUAUUCAGUUCUACUUGUUGUCUGUCUUCCAAAGAAUUUGAAACACUAUCACUGAAUCAUAGUGUGUUGUUCCCUGGAGGCUCGCCAACUCUGGUCUUUCUCACUUGUCUUUACUGGCUAUUUUGGGAAGUAGAUCGAGACUCAGAUGGUCACGUCAGCUUUAGAGACUUUGAAUAUGCCCUGAACUAUGGACAGAAGGAAGCCUAACUAUUGUGAAAUACUUUUGGUAACUCUGGGGAGAUCAAUAGAUUGUAAUGUCAGCAGACUCUACUAAUGAUGUUAUACUACAGACUUGUGAUUAAACAUUUUAAAAAUUUUUAAUUUUUGUGGGUACAUAGUAGGUGUAUAUGUGUAUUUAUACACACACACAUAUAUAUGGGUUACGGGAGAUAUUUUGGCACAGGCAUGCAAUAAGUAAUUGACUAAACUUUUAAUCAUAAUUUUUGGAUGCUGAUGAUGGACUUGCAUCUCGGAAUCCUAGAGGUGGUUGCUGCCGGGGGUCUCCUUCUGUGUGUCCAGCAGACCUAAGUCAGGCUGCCAUUGAUAGAGCUGGGGCUGGGGAUGGCACUGGUGGUCCCCUUCCUCCUCACUCUUCUUGCCCCCCACCCUCUCCACACUGCAGACUGGGGUGCUCCACUCACUCACCUCAUUGUCCUCACCAUCCCACCUUGGGUCCCUGAAUCUCAUCAGCUCCUAAUAUCUGCAGAGGGGCAGCCUUUUCCUGCCAGUGGUGCCAGUUUCCUUCAUUUGCUCAACAUUGGUUGAAGAAAUAAUAGCACCUACACAUACAGAGUACUUACUAUGUUCCAAGCAAUGAGCCUGGCCUUGGGAAGCACAGGCUUAAGACUUCUCUAAGAUAGGCUCAUGCCUACAAUCCUAGCACUUUGGGAGGCCAAAGCAGGAGGAUCACUUGAGCCUAGCAAUUGGAAACCAGCCUAGGUAACAUACCGAGACCCCAUCCCUUCCCAAAAAUUAAUAAUAAAAAAUUAUCUGGAUUUAGUGGCAUUAUCUGGAUUUAGUAGUCCCAGCUACUUGGGAGGCUGAGGUGGGAGGAUCAUUUGAGCCCAGGAGUUUGAAGCUUCAGUGAGCCAUGAUUGCACUGUUGCACUCCAGCCUGGAUGACAGAGCAAGACCCUGUCUCUAAAAAAAAAAUUUCAAUUUAAAAAAAAAAAAAAAGACUUCUCUAAGAUGAUGUCCCUGAGUCCAAAUCAUCACUGUAAAGUGGUCCCAGAGCACUGUCUGUACAAGACAAGGAAACUGGGUUGGGCUAACACAAGCAAGCCCUCUUGGGCUGUAUACAGAGGAAGAACAGAGUGGUAAGGGUGCUGGGGGCAAGAGACAUGUUUGCAGAACCCUUUAGGAUGGUCUAGGCUUGGGAGUCUCACUGCACAGAAGCAAGCCUUGAGCUGCUCAGCUGCCCUCUGCCGCACACCCCCUGGCUCCUAGCAGUCGUGUCCUGCACCCAGAGCCUCAGCCGUGUGUGUUCAUGUUCCCCAUGUCUUGCCCAUUCUGCUCGGCUCCAGUCACUGCUAUACUGGUGCAGAACAGCAAUGCUGGACACUCAGCAUUUAUUGAUGGUAAUUCCAAAAUACUGGUAUCAAUACUCUGAUUUAUAAGUGUUCAGAAUGCAUAACAUGAACAUUAGUCAAACAACUUUAUAAUUCACUUUUUAAGUGUCAAAAUUUAAAAGUCAAGUAAAAUUGUAAAUUUGUAAUAUAGAAACAUUAAGCAUCAUUAUCUUACAAAGUAUUAGCAGAAAACCUUAAUAAAAAUAAAUGUUUGGGUUUAUUUUUUUUGAAACAGAGUCUCACUUUGUCACCUAAGU
Cercocebus atys (sooty mangabey) is the source of this 2349-nucleotide messenger RNA. It is a transcript of the gene EFCAB11, whose product is annotated as EF-hand calcium binding domain 11. The record is from RefSeq and is a predicted model, not a curated record. Gene Ontology annotation, molecular function: calcium ion binding. The coding region runs from base 123 to 731 and encodes 202 amino acids. Gene Ontology annotation, cellular component: cytoplasm. The transcript is spliced from 7 exons. NCBI's taxonomy places the organism in Eukaryota, Metazoa, Chordata, Mammalia, Primates, Cercopithecidae.